This is a messenger RNA of Hibiscus syriacus, 703 nucleotides long. RefSeq lists its product as uncharacterized. The transcript has 3 exons. NCBI's taxonomy places the organism in Eukaryota, Viridiplantae, Streptophyta, Magnoliopsida, Malvales, Malvaceae. The record is from RefSeq and is a predicted model, not a curated record. The annotation marks the transcript as partial.
AUUGGCCUUUGGAUACCCAUUGCAAUUGAGAAUCAAGAACACAAUGAUAAGCCUGAAGGCGUGGAAGAUACCGAAGAUGUAGAACAAAUUUUAGCGGGGAGGCCUCUUCCACCAGAAUGCAACCCUGAAAUUCAUACUGAUUAUGAUGGUGAUUGUGUUCGAUGGGGUCUUUCCAACCUCCAAGAAAGUGCAGCUGAUUGCUGCCAGGCUUGCCUAGAUCAAGCAAAAUCCGCGAAGCCAGAUCAAAAGAAAUGCAACAUAUGGGUUUAUUGUCCAUCCGAGUCCGGCUGCUAUUCCCCAGAUAAAUAUGAACACAAACACAUGGUCUGCUGGCUGAAAUACUCGGAGAUGCCGUCUUUGAACUUUAAGGACCGAUACUCUGAAGAAUAUAGAAAUAGCCACCCGAAUGUGCCUGUUUUCGUCCCUUGGGUAUCCGGUGUCAUUAGCGUCUGAAAUUCAAUCGACAAGACACGAUCAUCGACAGUUGAUCCGAGAUCUCGCUGCUGACACUUUAGAAUGCUCCAUUUACAUCUGAUCAACAGAGCUCGAUUUUUUCUUGUACCAGGAACAAGAUGAGAAUUUAAGAGGCUUUUCUUUGUAGUUUAAUUAACUCCAUUGUUUAAAAAACAAUGGAUUUUUUUGUUAGGGGUAACUUGAAUGAUUUCCUAAAUAAUUAGUUAACCAUUCUAAUUUGGUUCACGCA